GUUUUGAAUUUUAUGAUACUCUCUUCUGAUUCCAAAAAAAUACGCGAUUUUGAAAUAUCAUAAUUUUCACAUUUACUUGUCUUUUCGUUAUGUUUUAUGUAUGCUUUAGAAUCGUACAUUUGUUCAAUUUCGAUAAAAUUUCGAAAUAAGUGCAAUAAUAAAGCUGUAUUAAUUUCCCAUCUACAUAACAAUUGUGAGGUGAACCUUGUUUCGCGUUGUAAAGUAUACGCAAAAUAGGAAAGAGUGCGUAAAUGUGUGUCUUACAGAUACUGAAAUCCAUUACUCAAGAUAUCAAUUAUUUUGAUCCCAAUGAAUAUAUUGAAUAGCUAACGUAAAAUCAAAUAAACAGAAAUGACGCGAUUGCACCAUUAUCGCAAGCCACGCGAAAAGGCUUUUGUUAUCACGAUAUUAUUUCGCGGGGGGUUUUUAAUUUUUCCAAAAUUCUAUAAAAUAAUUCUCGAGAAUGCUUAUAUCUUUAUGUUUAUCUGUUUGAUUCACAUUUUCAGUUGCUAUUUAUCACAAUAGAUAAAAUUUGACAAUAAUGACAAUAUCAUAAGUAAUGUUUAAUUUUUAUCACAAUAGAUAAAACUUGAUAAUAAUGACAAUAUCAUGAGUAAUGUUUAAACAACAUAGAGUAUAUGAGACUUUCAAGGUGCAUUCUUUACACAUACGCACACACAUAUUUAAAAAAAAUGAUUGUUUCAUAAUUCUAUUUUUAAAUUACAUUUUUAAAUUAUAUAAUUCUAUUUUUAACUUUCUAUUUUUACAUAUUGGCUUAUAUAUAAGCUGAGAAACUACGGAAAGGUUCACAGAACAUUUUGAAGAGGGCUAACAGAAACGAAAUCAGUAAAAACUAUUAUAAAAUGGGAAAACUCAUCUUACUUCUUUGCUUUGCGCUUCUCGCAGUGACUUUGACCAUAGCUUGUGGUCCACCUGGCAACAUGUGUUCAACUGACGAUCAGUGUUGCCAUCUUUACAAAUGUAAUAGAUUCAUAGGACGUUGCAUUGCCGAAGGCAACUUCCCACAGGAAUCGGUCCCGGUGGAGGGCUAAGAGGACCUUAAGUUACCAAUUAACAAGGAAAUGAGUGAUUGACUUGCAUUACGUUCUAUUGGCCCACGAUUUAAUCUUUUGCUAUAAUUCAUUAAAAUCAUAAUGUAAUUCACAUUUACGUUAUAAUUAAAAAUAUAUGUUUGCUUAUUCAUUA
This is a messenger RNA of Cataglyphis hispanica, 1206 nucleotides long. RefSeq lists its product as uncharacterized. Bases 864 to 1052 code for a protein of 62 amino acids. The record is from RefSeq and is a predicted model, not a curated record. Lineage: Eukaryota; Metazoa; Arthropoda; Insecta; Hymenoptera; Formicidae. The transcript has 3 exons.